AUGGAUAAAUUAAAGUCGGUUCUGAGCGGUGAGGAGGCGCGCAGAGAUGACCAGAACAUUAUACAGCAAAUGAACCAAGCUUCGACUUUAGGCUGGGGCACACGUAUAAAGGGAUUCAUCGCCUGCUUCGUGGUGGGAGCCGCAUGCACAGUUCUGGCCGUGUGUGUGCUCUUCCUCCCCAAGAUUGGGAUCACUCUCUUUAUUGUCUUUUACACAUUUGGCAACAUAUGUGCUCUGUGCAGCACAAUGUUUCUGAUGGGCCCAAUGAAGCAGCUGAAAAGGAUGUGUGACAAAACAAGAGCGCUGGCUACUACCAUUAUGUUGACUUGCCUCGUUCUGACUCUCUGUGCGGCUUUCUGGUGGAAGAACUUUGGACUUGCUUUGUUGUUUGUUAUCUUGCAAGUCUUGUCAUUUACCUGGUACAGCUUGUCAUACAUCCCAUGUGUGAGAGAAGCAAUCAUGAGGAUGCUGGCCAUGUGCAUCAAAUAG
Messenger RNA from Pelmatolapia mariae (spotted tilapia), 489 nucleotides. Its product is annotated as vesicle transport protein SFT2B-like. Gene Ontology annotation, cellular component: membrane. NCBI's taxonomy places the organism in Eukaryota, Metazoa, Chordata, Actinopteri, Cichliformes, Cichlidae. The coding region runs from base 1 to 489 and encodes 162 amino acids. Gene Ontology annotation, biological process: vesicle-mediated transport. The record is from RefSeq and is a predicted model, not a curated record. The transcript has 8 exons.